AUGGAACUCCUAAGAAUUGAAUUUAGUGAUUUUGAUAUGGAAAGCAAAAAUAUCAAUCAAGAUUUUAUGAAACUGACGAAGAGACAUUGUUAUCUAUUAAAUCAUAUAAAAUUACUGACUGAUGCAGUAAAUCUUGUUCUACUAGCGCAGUUACUCAUCAGUGGCUUUCUUAUUUGUCUAAUCGGUUUUCAAUUGAUUCUGGCGUUGAAAGGGGGUGACCUAGUAAUGAUAGCUAAAACUACAAUGGCGUUAAUGACUUUCCUGUUGCAAUUAUUUGCCUACUCUGUCGUGGGCCACUAUUUGAAAAGUCAAACAGAGAACAUGGCGCAUUCUAUUUACUGCUGUAAUUGGCAUUGCUUCUCAUUGAAAAUGAUGAAGAACGUCUUGUUUAUCAUCACGCGGUCGCAACAAUCCAUUCCGUUCACAGCUGGCAAAUUUAUCAUUGUUAACUUGGAGACUUAUAUGUCUAUAUUAAAAACUUCCUUUUCAUACUUAUCCGUUUUACGUGUAAUGUUAGACACCUAG
Linepithema humile (Argentine ant) is the source of this 525-nucleotide messenger RNA. NCBI's taxonomy places the organism in Eukaryota, Metazoa, Arthropoda, Insecta, Hymenoptera, Formicidae. The record is from RefSeq and is a predicted model, not a curated record.